AUGGCGGCUCCUUCUCCUUCUCAAUAUGCCGGCCUAGCCGCGACCUGGACUUUGCAAACAGGAAUUGCUCCCUCAACUGAGAGCAUCUUUCUGCCACAGGCCGGAGCAAACACGGAAUCUGUCUUCGAGCCUGACCACCGGGCCAAGGUUGACCAGAAUGAUUACAAGGAUGGCGGAAAGUAUCGCUCCAUUGUCAAGCUGGAAAUUGCCUAUGAGGGUACUGGAGCUGAGAUGUCUUCCAUCGGUACUGGCUGGCUCAUCCGCCCAGAUGUCCUCGUGACCGCUGGACACUGUGUUUUCGACCACGCUGGAAACGACGGUCAAGGAUGGGGUCGACUCAAGAUCAUGCAGUGCCACAUUGGAUACAAUGGUCGCGACUCUUUGAAAGACCCGUCAGUGCAGACUCGAUUUGCGAAGAGAGUCGUGACCACUGGUGAAUGGAUCGACAGCCGAGACAAUCGUCAUCGCGACGUUGCCUUUGUGCAGCUUGAGCAACCAUUCACAGGCAACCUGCGAAUCUUUUCAUUUGCACCAACUCCGAUGAAGGGAGUCGAGAUGCUUGGUGUUGUUGGAUAUCCAGGCGAUAUGCACACCGUGGAUAACGAUGGGAUUGAUGAGAUUGGAGCUCAUAUGUAUGAGUUGUUCCAGGACAUCAAAUAUAACUUGGAAGAUGCUCCCCUGAAGAUGCUGCAAUACAAAUUAUCUACCUUUGGUGGCCAGUCUGGAUCUCCCGUUCUCCGCAAGAAGAACCCUCAAGUUUCUAUCGCAGCCCACUGCUACGGCGGAGCUGAAAAGAACUCUGCUAGUCCCAUCGGAGGUAAGUAUGGAAAUGACUACAACUACUACCUCUCAGCGUUGAACAACUCCUUCCCAACCGUCACAUCUGUUGCUGGUGUCAACUUUGUCAAGCCCAAUGCCCUGUCUACAGCUCCCGCAGCUCCCGGAGCUCUUGCAGUCCCCGCAGUCCCCACUCCAGGCUUGAUGAUUGAAGGAGAGGAGGGCUUUUUCGAUGCUUUCAAGUCUAUCGUUGGUGUUGUUGCUCGAGUAGGGAAAGUCGCUCUCCCAAUCGCCUCUCCUCUGCUUGGACCUCUUGGUGGGCCCCUCUCCGCUAUUGCUGGUUCUGCCCUGUCGGCUGUUGCCAAUGCCACUGGUGCUGAGUCUACUACCAUAAGCAUCCCACAAGCAACCCAAGGAGCCACGGAGCGUGCUGUUCUCGCCGAGGCGACUUUGCAGUCUGUUCUCAGAAUCCACGACCCGGAGCUGACAGAGAGACUGCUCGGCGACAUGGAAGUUACUUACUCCGAGCUGGCUCCGCAUAUCACCCACAUUGCCCCCAAGAUGGUUCCUAUGUUGAAAGAUUCUGCAUUGAGAAUUGCCGUUACCCAGGACUUCAUGAGAAAGAGCGACAAUAUGAAGCUUAGCGCUCGCAAGCCUGAGAGCAUUGGAAAUGACACCGAGUCGGCAUUCACCGGUGACAUGAUUCAAACUCCAUUUGUGGAGGGGCUAUUGCAGGCAACUAGACCUGUCGAAGGCGAGGAAGGCUUCUUCACCGGAUUUGGAUCUUUCCUUGGCAAGGCUGUGAAGACGGCCGCACCCUUUGCUAUGAAGGGUGCCAAAAUCGGAUUGCAGCUUCUGAACAACGCAUUGGCACCAUCUGGACAAGAAAGUGUAUCCUACACCCAGCCCGAAGACCGAGACGAUCAGAUCGCUGCCACAUUGCUCACCAGGCGGGCUGUCAUGGCCGAGGCUGCUCUUCGCGCCGUCAUGAAGCUUGACAAGAAGGACCUUGAGCGCGCCUCUAGCUCCCAGACGGAGUCAUUCUUUGGCCCCGAAGGGUUCUUCGAUGGUAUCAAGUCUAUGGUCCAGGUCAUUGGUAGUGCUGUGUCCAAGGCCGCCCCGAAGGUUAUCAGCACUCUAUUACCCAUUGCGGCAGAUGCCUUGGGCAAGAAGAUUGCCGGUCCGGGUUCGAGAAACGAUGCUCUCUCACCAGCACAGCCGGCCAUGAGAACCCGUCGAUCAUUUGCUAAUAUUAAUGCUGCUUACAAUCCCGGCUCCGCUUUGGAGGUGAGUGCCACUGAAAAUCUUGCCCCUGCCAUUUCCACCGCUGUUGCAAAUGGUGGAAAUGAAUUCAAAGCGCCGAACCUGGAUGCUCCCAUGACAAUUCACAAUCCUGAUUUCUACGAGAGACUCCGAUCUCAUGCCAGCGCUUGA
Penicillium verhagenii is the source of this 2211-nucleotide messenger RNA. Its product is annotated as trypsin-like serine peptidase. Gene Ontology annotation, molecular function: serine-type peptidase activity. NCBI's taxonomy places the organism in Eukaryota, Fungi, Ascomycota, Eurotiomycetes, Eurotiales, Aspergillaceae. The coding region runs from base 1 to 2211 and encodes 736 amino acids. Gene Ontology annotation, biological process: proteolysis. The record is from RefSeq and is a predicted model, not a curated record. The transcript has 4 exons.